AUGAAGUUUUCCUUGUCUAGCGUCUUUCUUACUCUUCUUGGAGCCUCUUCUACUUUGGCUUCUCCUAUCACCAAGCAGGCCAUGUCUCCUGAGCAAAGCUUUGGUGUUCUCACUCUUCACUCUGGAAACAUCAAUGUCCACCAAAAGGAAUUCUAUGUUGGUCAAUCGGGCUAUGUCUUUUUAAGUCAAUACGACAAUGCUGACAACUACGCAAAGUUCAGUCUCAAGAAUAACCAAUUGUACCAUAACAACGAUACUGCUUUGAUUGAACAAGGCGGUGCUCUUGCUUUCAAGUCCUCUGGCCCUGCUGUUACCGGCUUCGACGCUAACGCACCCACAAACAUUGGCUACGAGUUACAGUUGAACGGUACUAGCCCGGUCGCUUGCCCUGUUCCCAGCGACCAACAAGUUUUCCAAGUUUACUAUGGCCAAGUCAAGAAUAGCACUGAUUGUGUCGGCAUCGACACUGUGGCUGUUAGCUUUUAA
Messenger RNA from Schizosaccharomyces osmophilus, 486 nucleotides. Its product is annotated as But2 family protein. Lineage: Eukaryota; Fungi; Ascomycota; Schizosaccharomycetes; Schizosaccharomycetales; Schizosaccharomycetaceae. The record is from RefSeq and is a predicted model, not a curated record. Bases 1 to 486 code for a protein of 161 amino acids. The transcript has a single exon.